Camponotus floridanus (Florida carpenter ant) is the source of this 2463-nucleotide messenger RNA. RefSeq names its product T-box transcription factor TBX20. Lineage: Eukaryota; Metazoa; Arthropoda; Insecta; Hymenoptera; Formicidae. Gene Ontology annotation, biological process: regulation of transcription by RNA polymerase II; cell fate specification; positive regulation of DNA-templated transcription. The coding region runs from base 547 to 2106 and encodes 519 amino acids. Gene Ontology annotation, cellular component: nucleus. The transcript is spliced from 6 exons. Gene Ontology annotation, molecular function: RNA polymerase II cis-regulatory region sequence-specific DNA binding; DNA-binding transcription factor activity, RNA polymerase II-specific. The record is from RefSeq and is a predicted model, not a curated record.
GGGGCAGUCGGUGCGCGUGGGAGGAAGGACGACGGUCCAGUGAAGUCCGGGAAGUCGAGGAGCGCAGACGCGUCGUGCGCCGCGUCGUUCUCGUUAAUCCAAUAACAGUAAUAAUCAGCGGCAAUCGACAGACGUUGGCGUCGUUUGACAAUCAGCUGUGAUAGUGACAGAUCGGUGGGAAGCGCUAACCGCGGUAACGGACGUAAUUACGCGUUCGCGGCUGCCUGUGAAAAAUCCCGGAGGUGGUGACGGCCUCCUCUCUCACAGGUUGAAUCAUCAUGUUGACACGAACGAACGCCUGAUGAUAGAAAGAGGGCGAGGUGGUGAGGAGAGGACAAGCGGAAGGGACUAGAGUGCCAACGGAGGCUUGGUAUGCCUCGUCGCGAGUGAGGGUGAUUUUUGCUCGACUUUUUCUUGAAGAGGAGAGAGAGGGUGGACAAUUUCGAGACGGUGAGGUAAACCGCGGCGAGGACGCAGAGAUCGUUCGAGAGCGAGAAGGGACUAAACGCGUAACGUAUAAGAGUGUCGUCGGGUGCGCGAGGAGGGAUGCCUACGAAGGGGGAGAGGGGAAAAGCGACGGACUUCAGCAUCGCGGCCAUCAUGGCGCCCGGGGGUCCGUCCUUCGCGCAAUACCACCUGCAGGGCAUCGGCAACGCUGCUGCCACCGCUGACACCAACCUAGAAUGCCCGACUGGCAAGGGAUUCGUGGCUGAUUCGACGCUGGACCAUCGUGUUCGAGCGUCGCCGGUGAACAUUGUCGCGACAGCGACGGUUGUGACGGAGGAGGCUCUUCUCGGCGACGAAGAGACCGAGAAUUGCGAGAGCGAGUCCGCCAAGUCCGGGAACGAGGAGGACGAGGAGGUGGACGUCGACGUGGAAGAGUGCAGCAGCGUCGACGAUGGUCCGGUCCACGGGGUGCUGGCCGACGACGUCGUCGGCAUCGGGAAGACGUCUUCGCGGAAGUGCGGCGUGGAUGGAUGCAACACGGACGAGAAGAAGCAGCAGCGUCUAAGGACCAGCUGCAACUCGGACGAGCUACGUGACAUCGAGUGCCGACUCGAGACCAAGGAGCUCUGGGACAAGUUCAACGACCUCGGCACGGAGAUGAUCAUCACGAAGACCGGCCGACGAAUGUUUCCAACGUGCCGGGUAGGCUUCCGCGGACUCAAGCCAGAAGGUCGUUAUGCAGUGUUGAUGGACAUUGUGCCGGUCGACAAUAAGAGGUAUCGAUACGCCUAUCAUCGUAGUUGCUGGCUAGAGGCUGGCAAAGCGGAUCCGCCGGCGCCCGCGCGACUUUACAUUCAUCCCGAUUCCCCCUUCACCGGUGAUCAAUUGCUGAAGCAGAUCGUCUCCUUCGAGAAGGUGAAACUGACCAAUAACGACAUGGAUAAACAUGGUCAGAUCGUGCUCAACUCGAUGCACAGGUAUCAGCCGAGGAUACACUUGGUCCGUUGUCGACACACCGACGACAGCAGCCUGCACAUCAGCGACCUUCAGAAGGAGGAGCACAAGACGUUUAUCUUCCCGGAGGCCAUUUUCACCGCCGUCACGGCGUAUCAGAAUCAGCUGAUAACGAGACUGAAGAUCGAUAGUAAUCCGUUCGCCAAGGGUUUUAGAGAUUCGUCGAGACUCACCGACUUCGAACGAGACCCCAUGGACCUUAUGGAGCAGCAGUUGGUGAGAUGCGGCGUCGCCCCGAUGAGGCUCUACGAGCACCUCGCCAUGUCGUCGUCGCCAGCGGCGGUGGUCGCGGCACUCGGUGUCCAGCAGCCGCAGCAGCAGCAGCAGCAGACGCAGUCGCAGCACCACCAGUCAUCCGCGCAGCAGCAGCAACAAUUAAACGAGAACGCGUUGUCGCCCUGGCUGUCGCCAUCGACGGCGCUUUUGUACGGCGCCAGGGGUGCCGCCGGCUCACCCUCGCCCUAUUCCACCGCCGCCGCCGUCGCCGCCGGCUUCCCGUAUCCGGCGGCGUUGCCGUGGCCCUGGCAACCACCCCCAGUCGCGAUGAUCUCGCGACGAUCCUCUCCCACAGUCAGGUACGCGCCCUAUCCGCCGGCGGCCAGUACACCCCCGCCGCUGCGGACACGCCCGUCCACCCCCAAUUAGCGAUCCGACUCGUCGACCACGGCGUCGUUCCUCCUCCAUUUGUCUGUGAUCGUGGAACCGGAAUCGGAAGUAUCCCGAUAGCCGAGAGCACGUUUGAUUGUUGCAAAAGAUUCGGAUAACGCGAUGUGGAAGUAAAGUGACACUUUGUCGAAUGACACUUCUUCGCAGCUGUUAUAUGCUUACAUACGAGUGGCGGAAGUUGGAUUAAAAUGAUGAUAUAUGGAGUAUUUUAAACGCGGCUGAAGUACAUAUAAUACAUUUAUAUAACACGAUUAAAUUAUGUUCCAUGUUUAAAAUAUUGGUAUUGUCAUUUUAAUAUAAUAUGUAAGCAUAUAACAAUUACAAAUAUUGAAUUUU